AAAAGCGGCGGCGGUAACUGCGCGGGGAUGCUGGGUGCGGGGGUCCUGCGGCCAUGGAGUUCCCGGAGCUGGGAGAGCACUGCUCGGAGCGCACUUGCAAGCAGCUGGAUUUCCUGCCUUUGAAAUGUGAUGCUUGUGGGGAAGUCUUCUGUAAAGAUCACAUCCGUUACGAUGACCACAAGUGUGGCUUUGCCUACAAAAAAAAUGUGCAGGUUCCAGUGUGUCCUCUCUGUCAUGCACCCAUUCCAGUACAGAAGGGGGAAAUACCAGAUAUUGUGGUUGGAGCCCACAUGGAUAAGGACUGCAAGUACAACCCAUCACAGCAGAGGAUCUUCACCAACAAAUGUCUAAAGCCAGGCUGCAAGAGGAAAGAGAUGAUGAAGGUAGUUUGUGAGCAGUGUGGUGGCAACUUCUGCAUAAAACAUCGGCAUCCACUGGAUCACAACUGCAGAGGGAGCAGCCAUCCCACCUCCAAAGCAGGGUAUGCAGCCCUGAUGAGAGCCUCUCAAGCUGCCUUCAAGUCGGCGGGAGCCAUUGGAGUGCCAUCUAAUGGGAGCCUUCAGCACAACAGAUCCAGAUAGAGGCUUUUCACAUCUGGAUCAAACCUCUGUCUACUUCAAAGUUGUGUUUUUUUCUAUAGCUCUUCAUGUGAUUUAUUUUUCUAUGCUGUUAAGUUAUUUUUGUAUCCUAAUGGUUUAUGCAUUCAAUAAACUGUCAGUCUUUCCAA
Molecule: messenger RNA, 727 nt
Organism: Pogoniulus pusillus (Red-fronted tinkerbird)
Lineage: Eukaryota; Metazoa; Chordata; Aves; Piciformes; Lybiidae
Gene: ZFAND2A
Product: zinc finger AN1-type containing 2A
Exons: 6
Coding region: 54-581 (175 amino acids)
Biological process (GO): proteasome-mediated ubiquitin-dependent protein catabolic process; protein targeting to ER
Cellular component (GO): endoplasmic reticulum; cytoplasm
Molecular function (GO): zinc ion binding
Source: RefSeq, a predicted model, not a curated record